Centruroides sculpturatus (bark scorpion) is the source of this 1984-nucleotide messenger RNA. RefSeq names its product 4-hydroxyphenylpyruvate dioxygenase-like protein. The transcript is spliced from 6 exons. The record is from RefSeq and is a predicted model, not a curated record. Gene Ontology annotation, biological process: aromatic amino acid metabolic process. Lineage: Eukaryota; Metazoa; Arthropoda; Arachnida; Scorpiones; Buthidae. Bases 533 to 1750 code for a protein of 405 amino acids. Gene Ontology annotation, molecular function: 4-hydroxyphenylpyruvate dioxygenase activity.
AUUCUUUUCAAGUUAUUUCUUCUUUUUAUAGUUUAAAUGCUAAAUAAUUUUUCUUAAUAAUUAUUUUAUUAUUAUUAUGGUCAUAUAAUAAUAUAACAAUAAUUAAACUAUAACAAAUCAUCCCAAUGUAUGCAUAAUUAUUGGACGACUCCUGAAAUGUAGAAUAUAAGAUAAACUUAUAAUGGGGGUACAUUGUUUAUUUGCCGAAGAGUUUAAAAGAUGCAUCCAAAUCAUGGUGUGUGAUUUGUAAGGAAUCUGGAUAGACCAUGUUAAACUCUUCGGCAACUUCUCGCUAAUUGAAGGUGCCAGCCAUCGAAAUAACUGGAAUUUUAGUUUCUUCUUACUUAGUUUUUUUUCCUUCUGUAAAAGAAUAAAUCAGAUCAACAUAACGGUUUCAGACUUGUAUGAAAAAACCCUGUAUUAUGUUGGCCACUUCUCUAAAUGGCGUUAGUCUAACCACUUACUACAGAUGUCGUAAUUAGUUUCAGACAUUUUGUAAUACCGAUUUGAUAUAGUAAGGAUAUCAAUAUUUAUGCCAUUGAUAACAAGAUUAAUAAAUAUGGAGAUACACCACUUAGAAAUGUGCGUAUCAGAUGGAAAGAAAACAUUAGAAAAGAUGAAAAGUUUCGGAUUUACCCUUUUUGCAAUUCGAAUAACUGAAUGUUGCAAACAAUUCGUAAUUAAAUGUGGAAGAGUUAAAUUGGUUAUUACUGAGCGCAUUUCAAUCAAAGAUCCGAAGAACGAAGAUUGGACCAUUUUUUGUUGUCAAAAGAACCAUAAAAGAGAUUCGGUGUUUAACAUUGCUUUUGUAGUAACAGAUGUCAAAGCAAUGACAGAAAAAGUAUCUAAAACUGGCAAAAAUAUUAUUCGAUCCGUUACCGAAAUUAAUGAAGAGAACGGUCGAAUUUUAUAUUCGAUCGUUCAGUCCGAAUGUUUAAAUGUAGUCCAUACACUUAUAGAAAAAAGGAAUUGUCGUCAUCCAUUUUUAUUUGGAUUUGAAUUAGUAGAAUUAUCUAAUCCAAUUAAAAAUUGUAUAGAAUUUGGAAUUAAUCAAAUCGAUCACGUUACAUUAGUUUGCCAUGUUGGACAGAUGGAAAACAUUUUGAAAUGGUACGAAAAACUGUUCGGUAUGAAAAGAUUUAUUAUGAGUAGAGAAGAAGACGAACAAGAAGGCAUGAUCUUCGAUAUUUACGAUGUAUCCAUGCGAUUGAAAGCUAUGCAAUUCUGGAAAUAUUCAGAAACUUCGUUGACUUAUUCUCCACAAUCUUACCAAACUGACAAAAGUUUUAUGUUGGUGAUAGUCGAACCGCUAACAAUGAAAAAACACGAAGGUCCCGGAAUAGAACACGUAGCUCUUCAUGUACAAACGAUGGAGAAUUCUGUGGCAAAAAUGAUUCAAGCGGGAGCCAUAUUUCGUCAUCCUCCAUUUUCGUAUUAUACACAGAUGGAUAAAAUGCAGCAGAUAGAGAAAGCUGGUAAAGACAUUCUUACUUUAAGUGACUUGGGUAUUUUACUAGACUACGAAAAGGAUGUUUAUUUUAAGAGCACCGAGAGCAACGAAAGGAAUAGGUUCUUGAUGCAAAUAUUUUCUCAACCAAUUUUUGAUAAGAAAACAUUUUUCUUCGAAAUUAUCCAAAGAUGCGGAGCUCGAGGUUUCGGAGCAGGAAACAUAUUAGCUCUUGCCAUUUCCAUUCGAAAAGAAUCUGGAAAAAAUCUCGCAAAGACAACUGAAAUUUCAACUAAUAAAUAAAUGAAUUAAUCGGAGAAAUAAUUACUGAAUUAAUUUGUUGGUAUUUUAAUCGGGAGAUCUUUUGUAACAGAUGGUCGAUAAAUAAAGUGUAUUAGAAACGAUACAGGUGAUUGUCGUCUGGAGAGAAUGGGAAGGAGCUGGAUGAUGGGAGGGAGGUCGAUGAAGCGAAGGGGGAGUCACCAACCGUGAGACGAUGCAGCAAUCAGAGCGACGAUAAUAGUUUUGUCAGACCAA